CCUACAUUUUCAAUGAACUUGAGUUACUGCGGCGUGGUGAGGCUAAGUCAAGACCCAGAGUAUCGUUUUCCGAUGGCAAAAGUCUGAAUUAAUUGCAACAGUGGCGAAACUUACUAAGAAUUGUUAUUACCCACGAAUAUAGUUAUUUUGGGGAUUUUCCGUAAAUUUUGUUGGAAGCAGCUUAAUCCUUCAAAAUGCCUCAGUACUUGUUUACAAAUAGAUUGAUGGAAAAGGCAUUGAGAAGAGCCUUUCUUGAUGGAGUCAUGGAGAUAUAUGAAACAGUCAAUCAACCAAGAGUUUACAGUAUUACUUUGGAAGGAACUUUGAGUCUUUUGAUCAACAAAUCAGAAAAGUAUUACAUCAAAAUACAGGAAACAGCAGAAAGAGCACAACAAUCUGAUCCAACAUUAAUGCCAAAACUUCCAAACUUAACAUCCCAGAAAAUUAUUGGAUCUAUUGGAUCAACAAGUACAAUAACAGCUCCUGAAAAAAGUGAAUCAUCUAGUACCCCGCCUAAUGAUUCUUUAUGUCACAUGCUGAAGUCAACGUUUGGCAAUAAUCCAAAGGUGGUUGUUAACAUCAAAACCGAACCAGAGAACCCAAGCAAUACAACAUUUGCCUCAACCAAAGCUACCUCUCCCACCACAAUUCAUACAACCAAAACACCAAUCAUGAGUUUUUCACCCAAAAUAUUACCCAGAAUUCUGCCUAAACCCAACGUAUCUACAUCAGCAUCUGGUUCUUUUUGUACGACAACCGUCACAAUUGUGCAUCCUAAAACUCCUGUACUUAGACCUCUGUGCCCCAAAAAAUCUGAUGAAGUUUUAUCUGCAGCUGAUUUUUCACUAACAAAAGUAAAAAAAGAACCAUUAGAUGGUGAUACUUCUAGUCCAAACAAGUCAUUUGAUACUAACAUCAAAAUCAAAAGUGAGCCGACAGAGAAUGACGAUAAAGAUAAAACUGUAGAAGAUGUUAUGGUUGUUCAACCAGAAUGGAUAGAAGAAAUAUCUAAUCAUGAUUUAGCUGGAGGAACAAAGAGAGAAAGGGAAAAUGAUGAUGAAGAUGAAGAAGAUGACGACAGUUCUGCUGUCGAUUCAGUCAGAAAAAGAAUUAAAGCUACUCUGAAAAACCCAAUAAUGGCCAUCAAUUUAACAGCUCAGAUGAAACCAAAAGAAUCGUUCUAUUUUCACAAAAAUAUAGUUGAGUGUCCACUGUGUAAAGAACCAAUAUCUAAUCAAACAUUUCUACAACUACAUCUUGACAGGCAUAGGAAAGAUUAUAUUGAGGAAUGUCUAGUAUGUAAAGAAGGGGGACAACCCCUAGAUGUACUUCUGUUCCAUUUAACCAACUUCCAUACACCAGGAGCCUUAAAGGAGACUGAUAUUUCUAAAGCCAAACGACCACAGUUAGUCCUAGCUACUACAAGUGGAGGUGAUACACGUAUGAAAAUAGACCCCUCUAAAAUGGUACAGUUUAUGUUAGAUCGUGAACAUGCCAAGAACUCAACACAUAGCACAGCUGAAAAGAAGGAAAAAGAAAAAGAAAAGGAAAAAGAAAAACAUAAAGUAAUGGAGGAGAAGGAAAAACAAAAAGAUAAAGAACCGGAAAAAGAAAAGGAAAAUGAGGAGGAUAGCGAGGGUGAAUUUCAAAUUGAAUAUGUUUGUGAUGAAUGUGGAGAUAGCUUUAAUUCUAGUAAAGAGUUAAAUAUACAUAGUAAAACAGCCCAUGGGGAUAACAGCGGAAAUUACCAAUGUUCCUCAUGUAGUUUGAAUUUUGACAAUUUAUAUUACUUCCAAGAUCACAUGUUGGAACAUCAUAAAGAGGAUGAGAAAUGUAAGUGCCAGAUGUGUGGAAAUGAAUUUGUUAAGUGGAAAGAUCUUAAAGAUCAUUUAAUGACAGCCCAUAGAAAAUAUUUUACAUGUCAACAAUGUAAGAUUUCAUUUAGUGAUCAACAAAGUUUAAAGGAACAUAUAGCUUUACAUGGACACGAAAAACCAGAUUCUUACGAAUGUGACAUGUGUGAUAAGAUAUUUACAUCUUCUAAAACAUACAAUGCUCAUAGACGCUCUCAUAUCGAUGUUAAACCGUACGUUUGCCAUAUUUGUCAGUCUGCAUUUUUUAAAAGAGGAGAUAUGGCUAAACAUAUGCGUACCAUCCAUGAACCAACUAAACUUUAUAUGUGUAAAAUCUGUGGUAGAACGGGUACUAGAGCUGACAAUAUGAGAGUUCAUGUACGUACUCAUAAAAAAGAAAUCAGUCGAGAGCAAGUGGAUUCACUAUUACAAAAAGUUGAUCAAUGAACAUAAGCAAUCUCACAUUUAUCCACACUGUGCAUUUAUUAUGAGAAAGUUACAGUGUAUAUUGUUUUAUAGUUUGAUCCUGCACAAAUAUGUAACUGAAGGGUAAAGUUUAUCAAUAUAAUUAUUAUAUUGUUAUUUCAUUGUUUUGUGGACACUUGUAAUUACCUUUUGGAGUGUUUUCAAAUCAGUUAAGUUAUAUGUUUUGUAAAGUAAGAUAGUUUCACUGGAGCCGUUUGACAGGCUUUAUUAAGUUUUUACACUUCAGAAUUUUUCAGAGGGGCUAGUAGAUAUCAAGAUAAGGGUUAAUAAAUAGAAUUUUUAUAUGUGGGGAUGAUAAACCACAUUUGAGUAUAUCUUAAGAUAUCCUUAUCGAAAUAAAUACAUAAUACCGUAUUUGUUGAAUUAUAGAAGGGAUUUGUCAGGACCAACAUUUCUCAGCAUAUAUACUAGUUCAUAGAGUUUACCAAGGUCCACAUAACAAGACUUAUGUUUUUGUUUCUUGACAAAUUAGGAGCCACGGUGGCUAGGUGGUUAAGACGCUGGCUCACUAGCCUGGAGGUAGGGUAUUCGAUCCCUGCAUUGGCCGAGAAAGUUCAUCUGGAUUUUCCGACGUGGUUUCCCCUUGUCAGUGGUGCAGAACGGAGGGCCUGACAAGGACAGCUGUCUAGUCCUUCGGAUGAAACGAAAACCGAGGUCCCGUGUAUACAUUGGAAUGCACGUAAAAUUCGAUAUAAGAGUAGGCGAUAGUGCCGCUGCCCGGGCAAAAUAUCCCUCAUAGCACCCUGUAUGUCGAUGCCCAUCUUCAUUAGCCCAGUAUAGGAGCAGAACAGUAGGACGUUAAACCCCAUUUCAUUUCAUUUCUUGACAAAUUAGAAGUAUUUGUAUGUUUAAUGAAAUUGAUAUGUUUGUGUUUGCCAACAUAAGUAUUUAAUUGACAGAAAUCAAAAUGAACACACAUGUUUAAAAAAGUAAUGGAGCUGCAUAAGUCUUUACAAUUAACUUGGGUAUUACAUUUCUAUAUUGAUAUUAGAAGUUAUGAGUUAUCAAAAUUUCUUUAGCCUGAAAAAUUAGGGAGUAGAGAGGUUGUAAUUAAAGAUUGUGGUGAUUGUAUCAGUAACGGGAUGUGAUUUCUUUAUGUAGUCUUAUGACAUUAUAAAUGUUCACCAUGUCCACAUUUCUUUGUUCUAAGGGUUCAUGUGGUCAUUGGAUUUUAUGAAAUACAUACAUGUAUGCAUUGUAUAUAUAGUGACACAAAGACUUUAAAAGUUAGGUUAUUGUAGGCAUGUGCCUAUAAGUUCAGACUAUCUGUAGGACAAUGAUCCUGAUACAUGUAUUUUAUAAACUAUUAUGUAUCAUUCACCGUUUUGUCAUUAUGGUGCAGAUGAAGAAAUCUGCUGGUGGAUGUAUGUUUAAUUGCCUGGCAUUCCCCUUGUUGAUAAAUUUUAUUAUGUUAUUUAUUUAUUAUCUAUGUCUCUAGAGUAAAAUAUUUGAAAACAAGAUGUGGUUAUAUUGAAAUUUCCAGUUUCCUCCCACUUCUAAAGACCCCUACACGCAAGUGAAUUAUUGAAAUAAAAUUGAACCAUGUGUUAGUCCCGAAAUGAUCUAGUUUGUGUCAAGUGGACCUUAAACCCCAAUCUCUCUCUCUCUCUCUCUCUCUCUACAUUUGAAAUUACAAAUACUUGUAGUUUGAUUAUUUGAGUGUUGUUCAAUGAAAUUUGACUCUGUAGACCUGUAGAACUUUUUAUUUCCGGUUAACCACGUAAACAUUUGUUGGUUUUAUAGUUCUUCAAUGUGCAUAAUAUGUACAUGUAUGUAUUUAAAAUCCAAUAAGGCUGUUAUUUAUUAGGAUUUAUUUCGUAAUUAUAUAAAUUUUAUGGCAUUUUACAGCUUAUAAGUCCAUUAUUGAUAUUUUGUCUGUUUACAUUUUAUAUCAGUACAGUACAUUUUUAAAACUUUUUUGGUGUUUAUUGAUAACAAUUGUAGUAUAAAUGUUAUACCUUUAAAAUUCAUAUGAUAUGAAGUCUACUAAUCUACUGUGUAUAUUAUAUAGUAAAAUAAUAUGAAUUUUAUACAUGUACAUUGCAUAAAUGUACUAUAUGAAAAGGAAUGAAAGCAUCAUUUUUUAUGUUUCUAUUCUUAAAAUAAAUUAAGAGAUAAAAAUCAUAACAGUUAUAGAUCUAUGUGACAUUAUUAUGAAAUACUUUGUAUGUAGAAAAAUAAAUAGAUUUAAAUUACAGAUGUGACAUCAUCCUUUGAUGUUCACAAUGUGCCAAGCGUACAUUAUUUAUACUAGUUGAAAUAUUGGAUAGUGUCUGUAUUUUAAGUUGUUUAAUGGUCUUGUGCGACAUAGCGUGAUAUAUGGAUAUAGCACUCGUGCAAUAUCAGUAUGUUACUUAAUGUCUCGCACUCGACCAUUAAACUACAAAUAACCAGUCUAUGAACUUUUAAUACAGCGUAAAUUUACAAUUUGUAAAUAAAAGUCUAUAAACUAUU
Patella vulgata (common limpet) is the source of this 4793-nucleotide messenger RNA. RefSeq names its product zinc finger protein ZFP2. The coding region runs from base 195 to 2300 and encodes 701 amino acids. Lineage: Eukaryota; Metazoa; Mollusca; Gastropoda; Patellidae. The transcript is spliced from 3 exons. The record is from RefSeq and is a predicted model, not a curated record.